Molecule: messenger RNA, 1278 nt
Organism: Prorocentrum cordatum
Lineage: Eukaryota; Dinophyceae; Prorocentrales; Prorocentraceae
Source: the annotation of a GenBank genome assembly
CAGGAGGAGGGGAGAGAUGGGCAGGGCAUUUCCAGCAUGCACACUUCGUCCCUCGUUCGUUUAUCGCGGACUUCUCCCAGCCUCGUGGCCUCGUGACGCUGCACUAGUUGCCAUGGCGGCGCCCCCUUUGGAUGACGUGCUCGCCACUGCUAAGCACGCCGCGCUGCUGGCAGGCGAGCAGAUCAUCGCCGCCUGGCAGACCACAGGGGUGGUGAAGGAUACGAAGAGCAAUGCCACGGACCUCGUCACCGAGACAGACCACCGGUGCGAGGAUAUGAUAAUCGAGCUUUUGCAGGAGAAGUACCCGGAACACAGCAUCAUCGGGGAGGAUCGGCUUGCUAUAAUGUUUCGGGGGUUCUGCGAAGCUCCUCAGUUCUUUGAGCGGUGCGCGCCAGUCUUAUGGAGUAUGUUAUGUCAGUGUGUGUUUGGUUUGGAUUUUCGCACAUAACGCUCUUCCCCUCGCACUGAAUCCGCAUCUGUUCGGCAUUUUGCAGUAUCUUUAUGCGAGUUGCUGCACUCGCUUUAUAAAAUCGAUCGAUUAUCCCGUGCCUGUCACUGGAGGUACAUCCCGUCAGAGUUUUUAGUGUGUGUUUGUUUGUGCGUGUGUGUGUGUGUGUGUGCUUGAUUUGGUUCGCAUGUCCAAUCGCUUGAUUUGCGCGCCCUUGCGGCCAAGUACUGCUCACUGUGAGUCGUGUAGGAUAAUCCCAGGCUUGGUUGAGAUCGAUCCCCGCCUCCCAGAGGACGCCCCCCCCUCUGCUGAGGAGACAGCCGGCUCUUCCAAGUACCAGCUCACAGACGGACCCACAUGGACGAUUGACCCUAUCGAUGGCACCACGAACUUCGUGCACCGGCUGGCCGCGUGGCUCGGCAAAAGGUAAUAAGGGAAUAGCGUGACAGGGUAAGAGGACACGGAGAAAUCGGAGGAUGACGAGAGCUGUGGGUUCGAGCACAAUUUGGAGGCCAUGGGAAAAAUGAUGCCGUAGCGAGAAGGCGAGAGUCCGAGGAGGAAAGGAUCAAUCUUCCAAGUAUGAGCUCGCAGACGGACCCACGUCGACCGAUUCCAUCAGUGGCACCACAGGUUUCGUUCAUUGGCUGCCCCGCACCGCUCGGCCACAGGGAGUGGGAGGAGUCUGUUUUGGGCGGGGAGGAAGAGACGGAGGGUGACAACGAUGUUCCACCCCCGUGACGUUCCCCAUCACGGGAGACCGUCGCCAUGAAUUAGCGGCGCGCUCAAGGCAGUAGCGUGAGGGGGACGGCAUUCUAAAAAGGCGGGGGAGU